AUGACAUUUUACCUGCGCCUGCUGACUAGGCGCCAGCGUGUUGGGCUGGCGUGGCUUGCCACAUGCGCAAAUGUGGUAAAUGAAGAACUCAAACUUCUCUCAUCUGGCAAAGUUGAGAAAGUGACCAACCAGCUGUUCGAGAAAAGGCCAAAGAAGUUUGGGAUCGGGGGCGCGCUGCCGCCCAAGAAGGACCUCCACCGCUUCGUGAAGUGGCCCAAGGGACUAAUUGCCAAUAGGGGACCAAUGGAUGUGAUAGCAACAAACUUGUUCAAGAUGCUUCUUAAGUACCCCCCUGAAGACAAAGCUGCCAAGGAGAGGCUUUUGAAGAGAGCCCAGGCUAGAGCUGAAGGGAAAACUGUUGAAGCAAAGAAGCAAAUAGUUGUGAAGUAUGGCCUUAACCAUGUGACUUACCUCAUUGAGCAGAACAAGGCCCAACUUGUUGUCAUUGCUCAUGAUGUUGAUCCGAUCGAGCUGGUUGUGUGGCUUCCAGCCCUUUGCAGGAAUGGAGGUUCCAUACUGCAUCGUCAAGGGAAAAGCACGCCUUGGAUCGGUUGUUCACAAGAAGACCGCAUCUGUUCUAUGCCUAACCACUGUAAAAACGAGGACAAACUUGAGUUCAGCAAGGUUCUUGAGGCUAUUAAGGCAAACUUCAAUGACAAGUUUGAUGAGGUCAGGAAGAAGUGGGGUGGUGGUGUGAUGGGAUCCAAAUCACAAGCGAAAACCUAG
This is a messenger RNA of Miscanthus lutarioriparius, 726 nucleotides long. Lineage: Eukaryota; Viridiplantae; Streptophyta; Magnoliopsida; Poales; Poaceae. The record is from the annotation of a GenBank genome assembly.